AUGCCUUCAUGGUGGUUGCUGCUGCAUUGCCUGGCCGCUGUUCUUACCAUGGAUGUUGAGGGGCGACAUGAUAGGUACGCCUGCCCUCAUUUUUCUUGCGGCCAUCUCCAGGACGUCCACUACCCUUUCCGCCUGCGAGGCGAUCCAACUGAGUGCGGUUCUCCGUCAUACGAGCUGGUUUGCGCCGGCGACCGGACUACAAUUCAGAUCAACACAGGGACAUACUUGGUCACCGAGAUCGACUACGAACUUUCAUACUUCCGGGUCGUGGAUGCCAACCUGGACAUGAGCAGCAGCUGCCCUCUUCCUCGCUGGGACCAGCGCCCUUACCUAAAUGGUCUCCAGAGGCCCAACGGCUUCAUCGAUUUGCCCCCCCCCCCCCCCGCGGUUACAUGGGCAAACUUUGUGAAUUGUUCACGGGCGAUCACGAACAGCAGUGACUACAAACCGGUGGCUUGCCUGAGCACCAGCACUUCUUUCGUCUAUGUGUUGGUCAACUCUUAUUAUGUCGAGAAGCUUAAGCCUUCUUGCGGGUACUUGGCCAUGGCUGCUUUGGGUGAUCGGAGCAUGCGCUCAUACCCUGGAGACUCGGUGGCUUCUCUUCUCGUGCGAUGGCUUGUGUUCAUUCUUACGGUUGAUUCUCAAAUCCUGUAUUGUGCAUUUGGAGCAGAUAAUUUGCGUUCCACUCAGCACCUUCACUCACUACGCUCUGCGAUAGUAUUCUCCCCGUUAAUAUUGAAGUUCGUUGCUGGAGUAUGCAGGUUAGUGGUUGCUCCCCUAGUGGUACUGUUCUUCCUGGCACACAAGUAUUGGAAAACAAGGAUCACAAUCGAUGCAGUCGAGAAGUUCCUACAAAUGCAGCAAAUGAUCGGCCCGACAAGGUAUGCCUACACAGAUAUUGUCGCGGUCACAGGCCAUUUCAGAGACAAGCUGGGUCAGGGAGGCUAUGGCUCCGUCUACAAGGGCAUUCUGCUCCCAGGCGAUGUCCAUGUGGCCAUCAAGAUGUUGGACGGCAAAUCCUGCUGCGAUGGAGAAGAUUUCAUCAGUGAGGUCUCCACCAUCGGCAGGAUCCACCAUGUCAAUGUGGUCCGUCUGGUCGGGUUCUGCUCGGAGGAAAUGAGGAGGGCGCUAGUCUACGAGUAUAUGCCCCAUGGUUCUCUUGAUAAGUACAUCUUCUCUGCGGAGAAGAGUUUCUCCUGGGACAAGCUCAGUGAGAUUGCCUUGGGCAUUGCUAGGGGGAUCAACUACCUGCAUCAAGGAUGCGACAUGCAGAUUCUACACUUUGACAUCAAGCCGCACAACAUCCUUCUUGACACCAAUUUUGUCCCAAAAGUUGCCGAUUUUGGCCUUGCCAAGCUAUACCCAAGGGGCAACAGUUUUGUGCCCAUGAGCGCCCUACGGGGAACAAUCGGAUACAUAGCUCCUGAGAUGAUAUCCCGGAGCUUUGGCGUCAUAUCCAGCAAGUCCGAUGUUUACAGCUUUGGGAUGCUGCUGCUGGAGAUGGCUGGAGGACGCAGGAACGCAGACCCGAACGCGGCAAACUCAAGCCAGGCAUUCUACCCAUCGUGGGUGUAUGACCGGCUAACUAAACAUGAACCGGGUGAGAUAUCUGCUGAGAUGCAUGAAUUGGAGAGGAAGCUGUGCCUUGUUGGUCUGUGUUGCAUCCAGAUGAAGUCUCACGAUCGGCCAGAGAUGAGCGAAGUCAUAGAGAUGCUCGAGGGGAGCGUUGACAGCGUGCCGGUGCCUUCAAGGCCAUUCUUCUGUGAUGAUGAGCACAGCUCUGUAGUGGAGCCUUACCAUUUCCUCUCUGAGCUGACUACCAUUUCGGAGGAGGGUGAGUGA
Molecule: messenger RNA, 1842 nt
Organism: Aegilops tauschii subsp. strangulata
Lineage: Eukaryota; Viridiplantae; Streptophyta; Magnoliopsida; Poales; Poaceae
Source: RefSeq, a predicted model, not a curated record